AUGCAUGACGAAAGCAUAAAAGCUACCGAUAGUUUUGAUACUGUAUAUUGCAUCGGGAAGGGGGGAUGUGGCAGCGUCUACAAAGCAAAUUUGCCAUCAGGAAGUAUAGUAGCCGUGAAGAAGCUUCACUCAUUUCAUGAUGGCGAGAGGACAUGUGAUAAAGAGUUCUUGAACGAGACGAGGGCAUUAACCAAGAUAAGGCAUCAGAACAUAGUAAAACUUUAUGGCUUUUGUUCGUAUGCACGACACUCAUUUCUGGUUUAUGAGUACCUUGAAGGCGGUAACUUGGCCACAAUCCUAGGCAAUGAUAAAAAAGCUAAAGAUUUGGAUUGGAGUAAGAGGGUAAACAUUGUUAAAGGUGUUGCCAAUGCCUUGUCUUACAUGCACCACAAUUGCUCACCUUCAAUUGUUCAUCGAGACACAACAAGCAAAAGCAUUUUGCUUGAGCUUCAAAUAUUCAUCAAUGGAGGAUUUUUGAGAGAAAUGGUGAGAGAGAGGGACGGUUGGACAUGGGGAGGAAGAAAGUGA
Hevea brasiliensis (rubber tree) is the source of this 528-nucleotide messenger RNA. Its product is annotated as MDIS1-interacting receptor like kinase 2-like. The record is from RefSeq and is a predicted model, not a curated record. Gene Ontology annotation, biological process: protein phosphorylation. Gene Ontology annotation, molecular function: protein kinase activity; ATP binding. NCBI's taxonomy places the organism in Eukaryota, Viridiplantae, Streptophyta, Magnoliopsida, Malpighiales, Euphorbiaceae. Bases 1 to 528 code for a protein of 175 amino acids. The transcript has a single exon.